Molecule: messenger RNA, 3991 nt
Organism: Betta splendens (Siamese fighting fish)
Lineage: Eukaryota; Metazoa; Chordata; Actinopteri; Anabantiformes; Osphronemidae
Gene: tdrd6b
Product: tudor domain-containing 6
Exons: 3
Coding region: 232-3825 (1197 amino acids)
Biological process (GO): spermatogenesis
Source: RefSeq, a predicted model, not a curated record
GUGGCUGAGCAUCGCGCCCAAACGCGGAACACGGCGCGCGCGCAGCCCACGAGCCGUCGGCCUAGUUUUCAAAAGGGGCGGCGUCACGCGCGGAGGCCCCGGCUGUCCGUCCUCGCGACUGAAUCCUUCGAACGUUAAACUCACAAGUCUUGCAAGAAUUUCAGAGGCAUUGGCGAGUGUGCGCGCGCGCAGCCAACGCUUUUUAACGUCAGGUGUUGUUCAGGUUUUAGAAUGUGUUCAAUCCCAGGGCUCCCAACGCCAGGAUCGGAAGUCCCUGUUCUCCUUAGACGGGUAAACCUAAACCCCGAAUUUGGUUUUGUGGAACUCUGGGUACACAUUGAUGAUGGAAUGAUGCAUAUUUAUGAGCAGCUGAGACACGAAAUUCAAAUUCAAAACCCCGAAAGGAAGUUGAAUGGAUCAGAGGGAAAACCGGGGGACUUCUGUCUGGUUUGCAUCAGUGACACCUGGCACAGAGCUCGGAUUGUGUCCAUUCACAGUGAAACGUACAAUGUGUUUCUAAUCGACCAGGGACAGUCCCAUACUGCCACUAGUGAGACUCUAGCCUGUGGCAACACUGACUUUUUCCUCCUUCCUCCAGAAGUUGAAUCCUGUAUACUUGCAAACGUCCUCUCCCCUGUCUGGUCUGAAAAAGCCACAAAGUCUCAGUUAAAGCUUUCCUCUUUUUUAAAGUCUCUGCCAGGCAAGAAGUUCAAGGGAGUGGUUCAGCAUGUGUUGAUGCCACAUAGGACCAUUGUCCUUGAUAUACCAGUACUUUCCAAAGUCAUGUGUAAGUAUGGAGUUUCAAAAAACAUCCCAGGUGAUGAUUUCAAAAGCUUUGUGUUGAAAUAUCUCAGUUCACUCAAGGAAGCUGCUCCCGAUGGCCGUCAUAUAAUGCAUCAACAGAAUGAUGGUUUCCAGCUUCAGAAGCGUGAGCAAUACUUUCACCCAGAGCUGUUAACUGGCAUCUCUGAAACCGUUACAGUAACUGAGAUCAUUGACCCGAAUAAUAUUUUUUGCACGCUUAACAUUUUUGCCAAAGCACUGCAGUCUUUGUCCGAACACAUCCACCAACAUUAUGAAACGCGUUCGGACCCCGAAGACUCGCCGCCUCUGACCUGCGGGGACCCGUGUGCUGCUAAAGGGGGAAACGGCAGAUGGCGUCGGUCAUCGUUAAAGUCGACCACGGCCAUUAGUGAUGCUGUAGAGGUCUUGCAUGUGGAUGUAGGGAUGACUGAGAUGGUCCCAGUUAGAGACAUUAGACCUCUGCAUGGGGAAUUCAUACGGAUGCCAGUCGUCACAUACCUUUGUUCCCUCGAUGGAGUAAAAGACGACAGGACAGGAUGGGCCACAGAUCAGACCAAUCGUCUGAAGUCACUGCUCCUCAACCAGACCGUCGUGGCCAGGUUUAAUCACUACAAUGCAUCUCAGGACCUAUAUUACGUGACUCUCUUUGAUGCAAAUGGUGCGUGCAUGACUGAUGGCUUCAUGGAGGAAAAAGAACCCCUUGCACCCGAUGUGAGCCAACAAGGUUCAAAUGUUCAGAAGGCACCUUCAAGUGCACUAGUCGGACCUGUGAGUUCAGAAAUAGAUGACAAUUUACAAGAGGAACUGUUGCUAAGCACUAAAAACCCAGGACUCAAAGGUGAAAUGGAUGUAUCUAUGUCUGGUUCUAAUGGUUCACAUAUAAACGAGAGCUCAGAACAUUCACAUGCUCUCUCGUGUAAUGAUGGACACCCUUCAGCAGGUUUCCCCAACAAUUACUCCACAAACAACAUGGAGGUGGGCGACAGAGAAAAAGUCAUGGUGACCUUUGCAGAGACUGUUCAUCACUUCUACGGCCAAUUAGAGAGGAAUUCUCACUUGCUUAACGAAGUGGUGGAAAAUGUUUCUCAACUUAUUUCCCAGCCCCCAAGCACGGAUCACCCACUUGGACUUGGUAGUGUUUGCUUUGCUAGGUACAGUGAUGGUCAGUGGUACAGAGGCCAAAUAGUAGAAGUGUGCCCCAGACUUAAAGUCCACUUGGUGGACUAUGGUGAUACGAUUGUAGCGAAUGAAUCUGAUCUUCGACCAUUUCCCCCUGAACCAUGUGUUGCCAGGUCUGUUCCCGUACUGGCUGUUCCACUUGGCCUGUUUGAUGUCCCAGUAGAUGUACCACAGGAAGUUAAUCAGUGGUUCGCAUGUCGUGCCACUGACCAUAGUUUGACCCUUUCAGUGGUCGCAAAAGAUACACAAGGAAAACUAAUUGUUGAGUUGUUUGAUACAUCCGUGAACGUAAAUGCAAAAGUCAGAGAGAGGAUCCUAAAGAUGACGCCAACACAAAUAAAUGGUCUCAACCAGCAAUCUGAUCGCCGGCUCUCAGAAAGCUCAGAGCAGGGCUGUGUGCCAAAUGAGGACCUGACAGCGCAAGAGCUCAAAACCGUAGAAGUGUUAACAAAGAGCACAGAACUAAACAAGCUGUGUGACACGGAAGACUUACAGACGAGUCCACAGGUAGUCCCUGAAGCAGAAGUUGAAAAUGAAGACUGUGCUGGAGAUGGAGAAACUUCGGAUGCUGUUCUCGGGGAUAAACGAAACUCGAGUGAGGAGGUAUAUGCUUCCUCGAUUGCUGGACCACAUUACUUUUGGUGUCAGUUUGCCAACACUGAAGAACACCUGAACACACUAUCAAGGCUUGCUCAGGAAGCAGGGAAGGCCCCGAACGACGCGGCCUUUCCCAGAACUCUGGGUUCUGGAUGUCUAUGUCUCGCUCUGUUUUCUGAAGACCACCAGUGGUACAGAGGCCAAGUGACUCAAAAAGAUGGCAACACUCUGCACGUUCUGUUUGUUGACUAUGGAAACGAAGCGGACGUUGGCGUGGAGGACGUGAGGCCACUACCCCAGGCUCUGCUGGAGUUGGCACCUCAGGCCUUUUUAUGCUCUUUGCAUGGAUUUGACGAGACCAAAGGCUCCUGGAGCGAUGAAGCUUACGAUGACUUCUACAGUCUUCUGGUUGAUAAGACUCUCAGAGUGACAGUGGUGAACACAAAAGACUAUUCAGAGUUUGCAGUUCCUCAGUAUGUGGUGCAAAUUGAAAGUGAAAAUGUGGUUGUAAAUGAUGCCAUGCAGAAAUACUGGAUAGCAGCUGAGCCUGGGCAGGUUGGGACCGCAAGCCCUGAAAGGAAAAGCUCACUGCAGCCUAGUCACACCGAGGUCGACACAACCAUCCAUAAUGUCUCUGAAGGAAAUUGUGAUAUCAUCAAGUACCAGAAACCAGAAAUCUCAACCAAUCAGACCGAGACUGUGAGCGCCUCCUGCAUUGCAGAACCUAGUUUCUUCUGGUGUCAAUAUACCAACACGGAUGUUCUCAGUAAAGUGUUGCUACUUGCUCAGGAAGCAGGAAAGGCCCCGAAGGACUCGGCCUUUCUCGAAACUUUGGGUCCCGGAUGUCCAUGUCUCGCUCUGUUUUCUGAAGACCACCAGUGGCACAGGGUCCAAGUGACUCAGAAAGACGGCGACACUCUGCACGUUCUGUUUGUUGACUACGGAAACGAAGCGGACAUUGAUGUGGAGAACGUGAGGCCACUGCCCCAAAGUCUGCUGGAGUUGGCACCUCAGGCCUUUUUGUGCUCUUUACAUGGAUUUGACGAGACCAAAGGCUCCUGGAGCGACAAAGCUUACGAUGACUUCUACAGUCUUCUGGUUGGUAAAACUCUCAGAGUGACAGUGAUAAACAUGAAAGACUAUUCAGAGUUUGCGGUUCCUCAGUUCUCAGUGGAAAUCGACUGUGAAGGAGUGGUUGUAAAUACAUUGAUGGAGAAAUACUGGAAAGAGCUGGACAUGCACUGAGAUUCAGCAGAAACCUCCCAAUCAGUGCUGGACUUGGAUAAAAGCCUGUCGAAGACCAAGUUGUGACUCAGUCUUGACUAUUGUGAAUUUACAAAACUAGAAAAAUGUUUGGUUUUUUAAAUCUAAAUAUACUGUAUGAAAUGUAUGAAAUAAAGCAUGGAAUGUC